Molecule: messenger RNA, 546 nt
Organism: Arabis nemorensis
Lineage: Eukaryota; Viridiplantae; Streptophyta; Magnoliopsida; Brassicales; Brassicaceae
Source: the annotation of a GenBank genome assembly
AUGGAGCUGGUUGGAAGCGGUUUCACAAUCUACAAAACCAUCGAUGUCUCCGGAAACAGACUCGAAGGAAACAUCCCCGAAUCCAUCGGUUUACUCAAGGAACUAAUUGUGCUCAACAUGUCCAACAACGCUUUCACAGGCCGCAUUCCACCAUCUCUAUCAAACUUGACGAAUCUCCAAUCAUUGGAUCUUUCUCAAAACGGAUUAUCCGGUCAAAUCCCACCAGACCUCGCGAAACUCACGUUUUUAGCGUGGAUGAACUUCUCGUACAACCACCUCGAAGGUCCAAUACCACAAGGCACUCAGAUUCAAAGCCAGAAUAGCUCGUCAUUCGCAGAGAAUCCCGGACUCUGCGGUGUUCCUCUCCAAGAAACAUGCGGCGGAAAAGAAAAAGAAGCAACAAAGCAAGAGGAAGAGCAAGUGUUGAGCUGGAUUGCAGCUGCAAUUGGCUAUGUACCUGGUGUGUUCUGUGGACUCACCAUUGGUCACAUUCUGUUUUCAUAUAAACGUGACUGGUUCAUGAACAUCUUUCACUCUUCUACUUAA